Setaria italica (foxtail millet) is the source of this 2703-nucleotide messenger RNA. RefSeq lists its product as uncharacterized. The record is from RefSeq and is a predicted model, not a curated record. Gene Ontology annotation, biological process: defense response to other organism. Gene Ontology annotation, molecular function: ADP binding. Bases 1 to 2703 code for a protein of 900 amino acids. The transcript is spliced from 4 exons. NCBI's taxonomy places the organism in Eukaryota, Viridiplantae, Streptophyta, Magnoliopsida, Poales, Poaceae.
AUGGCGGACCUCGCACUUGGGGCUGCCAGAUCGGUGGUGAAGGGGACGCUGGCCAAGGUUCAGUCGGCGAUCGAAACGGAGAAGAAGCUGCGGCAGGUUGCGCAGAGUGACCUGGCGUUCAUUAACGAGGAGUUCCAGAUGGUGCAGUCCUUACUGGAAGUUGUGGACGAGAGGCGCGCCAAGAACAAGGUGGUGAAAACCUGGGUGGGGCAAGUCCGUGACCUGGCCUACGACGUUGAGGAUGGCAUGGAGUUUGUCGCCCAUCUGGACACCAAGCCCGACUGGUGGCACCGCUGGCUCCUGCCUUGCAUGGCUCGGCCCCUGGAUGAGGCGGUGGCCGAGUUGAAGCAGCUCAAGGCAAGGGUUGAGGCUGUGAGCAACAGGAACACUUGCUACAACCUUAUCGGUGAAUCAGGCUUCAAGCCCAUCACACAGCAGCAGCUGGUGCCCAGUGCUGUCAUGGGUGAAACAUCAUCCCUUGACAUGCUUACUGAAAUGAAGGCCAAUGCAAAAAUGCAUCAAGACUUUGGUGUUCUCACCCAGUUAAUCACAAAUGAAGGCAAUAAUAAUGCUCUUCGAGUGAUCUGGGUCUGGGGGACGGGUGAUGAUCUUGGUUUCAUGUCGAUCGUCAGGAAGGCCUACCAAGCUCCGGAUAUCUGCCAAAUCUUUCCAUGCCGUGGCUGGUUUAAGCUGACACAUCCUUUCAGUCCCCAUGAGGUCCUACGGAGCUUGAUGGCUCAGUUCUACACAAGCUCUUGCCUGCAAAAUGGAGACGCUGCAGACGUAGGUGAACUGGCGAGUAUGGAGGAGGCAGCAACGACGCAAGCCGGGCUCAUCAAUAAUUUCAUGAAGCAAGCAAAUGAGAAGAGGUACCUAGUCGUCCUGGAAAAUGUGUCCACCAUGGGACAGUGGGAUGCCAUCCGGACGUACCUACCGGAUAGCAACAAUGACAGCUUGGUCAUCAUGUGCACGCAACAAUGUGAAAUUGCAAACAUGUGCGUCGCAGAUUCAUACCGAGCGUUGGAGCUGAAGCACUACUCGGCAUGUGUUCUCUUCAAGGAGGCUCCUCAGUACAAUGAGGAUGAACGGAGAUACAAGGGUGACGGAGAGGAUGAAAUGAAACACGGAGGUGGCCUUAAGCACUUCCACAGAAUGCCCACACUUAGAAUUGAUGCUGCCCGUGGAUGGCUGGAGCAAUUUUCCCUUGUUGGACGUGAGUCACUGAGGAAUCAACUUGGUAACUUCGUGACCAAGGGAAGGUUUGGAGAUAAUGAAGAGCUCGUUCUUAACGUCAAAUGUCUAGAACGAGAUGCUGCCAUUGAUGUCUUCAAAAAAGAGGUGAACAACUUCGUUGGUGAGUACAUCUUCUCACAGCCAAUGGAAGAGAAGCUCGUGCUUCAACUGAAGGGCAGUUGCCCCCUAACCACUCAAAGCACAGGGCGUCACCUUGUCAUAGACAGAAGCUGGGACAGAGACAUGAUUGUCUUCAAGAACAUCAACUUCUCGAGGCUACGGUCCAUGACAGUGUUUGGGGAGUGGAGAUCAUUCUUCGUCUCUGGAACUGAAAGUAUGAAAGUGCUUCGGGUGCUUGAUCUGGAGGAUGUGACUGGUGUGACAGAUAAAGACCUCGAGCAGAUGGUGAAGCUGCUGCCUCGCCUCAAGUUCCUUUCCCUGCGGAAAUGCACAGACAUCCAUAAUCUGCCAAGCUCACUGGGUGUUCUGAGGCAGCUCGAGACUCUGGAUGUCAGACACACCUCCAUAGUCACCAUGCCAGUGACCAUCGCGAAGCUAAAGAAGCUGCAGUAUCUCCGCGCUGGAACAGUUAUGCCGACAGAGGAACGACAAACAGCAAGCAGUUCGUCCAGAUUGUCUGAAUUAAGAAGACGUCAACAAGUAGAAGGUGUUAAGGUGGCUACCGGGAUUGAGAAACUGACAGCAUUGCACACACUUGGCGUCGUGAACGUCGGUGAUGCAGGAGGGAAGGCCAUCCUGAAAGAACUAAGGAAGCUCACCCAAUUACGCAAGCUUGGAGUGUCCGGCGUCAACAAGAAAAAUAUCAAUGAGUUCUGUUCUGCCAUCUCAUGCCAUGUUCAUUUGGAAUCCCUUUCAGUGCGGCUGAGCAAGGAUUAUCAUGACCGUUUGAAUGACACCAAGUUAUCUCCAGAGAACCUUCAGAGCCUUACGCUGUUUGGGUUCGUCCAAGGGCUGCCUGCAUGGAUUGGAGGUCUUCACAAGCUCACAAAGUUGGAUUUGGAGAUAACCAUAUCAGCAAAAGUUGACAUACAUGGUGUCCUUGGGAGGAUAAUACAGCUAUGCAUUCUGCGUCUCCAUGUCAAGUUGCUUAACGAUGAUGACAAUGUGCGGCUUGAUUUUCGUGUAGAGAUGAAUCAAGUAGAGGCCCGCUGUUAUAUGAAUGUUAAGAUCCUCGAUAUUGCCUGCAGCAGUUCCACGUUACAUGUGUCCUUUGGAUCAAAAGCAAUGGAAAAUCUUGAGGUGCUGACGGCUCGUUGCUCUAGUGGGUCCACACUGCAGUUCUCUGGGCUAAAGGAUCUCGCUAUACGCAGACUCAAGGAAGUUCGGCUUGUGGGUUUCCAUGAUGACAACAUACUUGAGAUAAGGACUCAACUCGGGGAGCAUCCAAACAAACCUUUGGCGGUGAAGGAACAAGUUUCCUCGCGUCGUCCUCAUCGAUAUUCAACUUGA